UCAAGUAAAAAUAUUUUAAAAUUGCUUGCUCUGGCCUCUGAUUAACACAUAAUUGGAAAUUAGUAACCAAAGUUCAAGUGGAUAAAUCUUGUUUGUUAAAAUUAGGAGGUGUAUGGUUUAUUACGUAUCAACUAAUUUCCCUGCUUGUUUUAAGAUAAAGUUUCUCAUUGGAAUGCUUUUUUAAAUUAAAACCAAAUGGGCAGUGAAUUAAAUCUUUCAACUACGGAAUCCAGUUUUUUAAGCAGAGCAUGGAUUGGAAAUAUUUUUUCCAUAAUUUGGAAUUGGACUGGAGUAUGGUUCAGCUGGACAAGGCAAUCUGACACAAUGCUAAGGAAUAUCGAGAAGACUAUACUAUCAUGUGUCAAAACAGCAUAUAAGCGUUUCUAUGUGGACAUAGGGUCGGUUGUAGGACAAUGUGACAAGAUAUGGACAAUAUCAUUGAACGAUGAAGCGCCACAGACGCCGCUUGUAAUGCUUCAUGGAAUGGGGGCAGGCGUGGCAUUGUGGUGCCCCAACUUAGACGCUCUGGCUGCCAAGAGACCAGUUUACGCUAUCGACUUAUUGGGCUUUGGCCGCAGUUCGCGACCGAAGUUUGCAACAGACGCUGAAAAAGUUGAAGCUCAAUGGGUCGAGUCGGUGGAAGAAUGGAGACGGGAAGUCAAGAUCAAUCACUUUAUCCUACUAGGUCAUAGUUUGGGAGGUUACAUUGCUACCGCCUACGCCCUCAAAUAUCCUGAUCGAGUACGUCACCUUAUCUUAGCCGAUCCGUGGGGAUUCCCCGAGAAACCUUCUAAUGUGUAUGAGAAGUACCAAGUGCCGUUUUGGGUCCGAACAGUGGCAAAAGUCUUGCAACCUCUCAACCCUCUUUGGGCGGUCAGAGCCGCGGGGCCGGCUGGCAAAUGGCUGGUCUCUAAGACCCGGCCGGACAUUUCAAGGAAAUUUAUGAAUUAUGUAGCUGAUGCAGAAACAGUUAUACCCGAAUACUUGUAUCAGUGCAAUUCGCAGACCCCAAGUGGUGAGAGCGCCUUCCACACACUGAUGCACGGUUUCGGAUGGGCAAAGAAUCCGAUGGUGCGUCGCGUCGACAAACUGCAUUCCGCCCUGCCCGUUACGGUGCUAUAUGGGUCUCGCUCCUGGGUGGACAAUACUACGGGGCAACAGCUGGCACAGCAUCGCCCAGAUUCCGAUACUACCGUCCAGGUGAUCAACGGUGCGGGUCAUCACAUAUACCUCGAUAAACCAGAUCUAUUCAAUAAAUACGUUAACGAAGCGUGCGCACGCGCAGAUGCGGACACGACGUUUGCGACUCGAAUCGAAAAAAUGGAGUCAUGUAGCGAGAAACGAAGUUCGGGUGACACGCAACCAGAUAUAGAACCCAAAUGUGAUAACACGAACCAAGCGUCUUCAUCCUGAUAGAUUAUGAAAUUAGGGAAUUUACCGCAAUGCCUCAUAGGUUAGAGCGAACGAAAAUCAGUAUUUAUGCGCGCACAUAUUAAUGGGCCAAUGUCCACUAAUGCAAACUUUAUUUUCUACUGACGUUAAUAGUAAUUGUGAAAACUGACAAGUAUUUUGUAAAAUGGCUAUUCGGGAACGUUUAGUCUAAAGCUGUGAUAAUUCUGAUGUUCAAAUGUAUAGACUAAAAAUCUCUCAGAGAUAAAAGAGCAUUUUUAAUCUGUUGUGUGUACCAUAAAAUAUUUUCUACUAUUUUUCAUCCAUCGGAAUUAGCACCCUUCUCUCCAAUUGUAUUGUUAUAUUAUUUUGAAAAGCCUUAUAUUUAAUACCUAAAAAGUGUACAUGAUGGGAAUAUAUAAAAAUUGUAAAAUAAAUAAUGGCAUGUGAGCUUAAAAAAUACUUUAAAAGUAGUAUUUAGAGCGUUGUAAAAGAUUAAAUUGAAAUAGGCCUUAUAUACAAUUACCAUACAGACAUUUCUGCCCAAUUCUCCACUUUCGGCCACUAACUGAAGGUAGUUUCAAAUAGCGAUAGUUAACGUUUUUAUAAUUUAUAUAAUGUUACUUAAUCAUGUUUGGUUAUGUUAUAGUUAAUUUUGGUUAAAUAGUAAAAUUUAUUUAUUGCUUUUCCACACUGUUACAAAUCUAAAAAUAAAAGUGUUUUAUUAAA
This is a messenger RNA of Pieris rapae (cabbage white), 2118 nucleotides long. It is a transcript of the gene puml, whose product is annotated as (Lyso)-N-acylphosphatidylethanolamine lipase. The transcript has 8 exons. The record is from RefSeq and is a predicted model, not a curated record. NCBI's taxonomy places the organism in Eukaryota, Metazoa, Arthropoda, Insecta, Lepidoptera, Pieridae. Gene Ontology annotation, cellular component: lipid droplet. Bases 196 to 1413 code for a protein of 405 amino acids.